CUCAACAACGAGCAAGUGGGCUGGUUUUCAAAAAGAAACAAAAGCUCAUUGCGUUGAACGGGAAUAUUUACGAGAGCAUUGAGGUAUAUUUCUGAGUUUUUGUUGAGGAGCUGCAGUAAUGUCUGUAAACUACGCCGCUGGACUGUCUACAUAUGCGGACAAAGGUGUAUGCGGGCUCCCCGAGUCGUUUGACAGUAAAGAAGAGUUAAAGGGGAAGGUGGAGGCUCUUGCCCAGCUGAUUAGGGAGUCCCAGUACCUGGUGGUCCACUCUGGGGCAGGCAUUAGCACCUCUUCAGGCAUACCUGACUUCAGGGGUCCCAAAGGAGUGUGGACCAUGGAGGAGAGGGGCGAGUCUCCCCACUUUGACACCACAUUCGAGGAAGCUCGGCCCAGCCUCACUCACAUGGCCCUGCUGGGGCUGCAGAGAGCCAGCUACCUCAAAUACCUCAUCAGCCAGAAUGUGGACGGCAUCCACGUCCGCUCCGGCUUCCCCAGAAAUCUGCUCUCUGAGUUGCAUGGGAACAUGUUCGUGGAGGAGUGUGGGAAGUGUGGCAAGCAGUAUGUGCGGGAAAAGGUGAUUGGUGUGAUGGGCCUGAAACCCACUGGAAAAUACUGUGAGGAGGUCCGGGGAAGAGGACUCAGGUCCUGCAGGGGGAAGCUCAUCAGUACCAUACUGGACUGGGAGGAAGCUCUGCCGGAAAAAGACCUCAACAGAGCCGAAGAAGCUAGCAGACGGGCCGACCUGGCGCUGACCCUGGGUACCUCUCUGCAAAUCAAGCCCAGCGGAGACCUGCCCCUCUUCACCAAACGCAAGGGGGGCAAGGUGGUCAUCGUCAACCUUCAGCCCACCAAACAUGACAAACACGCGCACCUGCGUAUCAACGGUUAUGUGGACGAGGUCAUGAGCCAGCUGAUGGAACUGCUGGGAUUGGACAUUCCAAAGUGGGACGGGCCUACCGUCUGCCAGAGCUCCACCCCUGACCAGAAACCGCUACCUGCCAUCGCUACAAAGAAGGAAGUAAAGAAGGGUGUGAAGAAAGAGGCUAAAAGGGAGGGUAGGAAAAGACUAGGAGAACCAAAGAAGGAAGAGGAGGAUGAAGAGAAGAUUGCCGUAAAGAAAGAGAGGGCGGAACAAACAACAGAAGAGCAUGAGAAAGACCUGCAGGCCUGUACUGACUCUAGCCCUAUCCUAGGCCAAACACAGAACCAGGACCUGUCCAGAGGUGGAGACCAGAACAAGGGGGCCAGCUCCCCAACCCUCUCCCUCUGACAGUUCAGACAGCCCCCAAGAGCCCAACAGAGUAAAGAAUCAGCCAGUAGUGUCUUAGUAUUGUUCCCCCAACUCAGUUCUUAUACACACUGACCUAGAACAAUGGUAACAUGCUGCCUGGGACCAAUGCAGAAAGGUCUGUGUGAGUGAGAAUGUACAGUACCAGUCCAACGUUUGGACACACCUACUCAUUGAAGGGUUUUUCUUUAUUUUUGCUAUUUUCUACAUUGUAGAAUAGUAGUGAACACA
Molecule: messenger RNA, 1519 nt
Organism: Salvelinus namaycush (lake trout)
Lineage: Eukaryota; Metazoa; Chordata; Actinopteri; Salmoniformes; Salmonidae
Gene: sirt6
Product: sirtuin 6
Exons: 8
Coding region: 119-1270 (383 amino acids)
Molecular function (GO): NAD+ binding
Source: RefSeq, a predicted model, not a curated record